Messenger RNA from Euleptes europaea (tarantolino), 805 nucleotides. RefSeq names its product platelet activating factor acetylhydrolase 1b catalytic subunit 2 (gene PAFAH1B2). Lineage: Eukaryota; Metazoa; Chordata; Lepidosauria; Squamata; Sphaerodactylidae. The transcript is spliced from 6 exons. Bases 52 to 774 code for a protein of 240 amino acids. The record is from RefSeq and is a predicted model, not a curated record.
GCCGAGGACCGAGGGCGGGAGAGGCAGGCCCGGCCAGGCCAGGCGCGACGGAUGGAGGCGCGCGGGGAGCCGCCAGCGGAUAGAAUGAGCCAGGGUGACUCAAACCCAGCUGCAAUCCCACAUGCAGCUGAAGAUGUUCAGGGUGACGACAGGUGGAUGUCACAGCAUAACCGAUUUGUUUUGGACUGCAAGGACAAGGAGCCAGAUGUGCUGUUUGUCGGAGACUCCAUGGUGCAGCUGCUACAGCAAUAUGAGAUAUGGCGAAAGCUCUUUUCACCCCUACAUGCAUUGAAUUUUGGGAUUGGAGGGGACACAACGGGGCAUGUUUUGUGGAGACUGAAGAAUGGUGAACUGGAAAAUAUUAAGCCCAAGGUCAUUGUUAUUUGGGUUGGAACAAAUAACCAUGAAAACACAGCAGAGGAAGUAGCUGGUGGAGUAGAAGCCAUUGUGAGGGUGAUAAAUGUGCGGCAACCACAUGCCAAGAUUAUUGUACUGGGCUUGUUACCACGUGGCGAGAAACCAAAUCCGCUGCGGCAGAAGAACAGCCUGGUGAACCAACUCCUGAAGGCCUCCCUGCCCAAACUCUCCAAUGUUCAGUUGCUGGACGUGGAUGUGGGCUUUGUGCAUUCAGAUGGCACCAUCUCCUGCCACGACAUGUUUGAUUUUCUGCAUCUAACAGGCGCCGGCUAUGCCAAGGUCUGCAAGCCCCUCCAUGAACUGAUCAUGCAGCUGCUGGAGGAGACCCCUGAAGAGAAGCAGGCGACUCUGGCCUGAGCAGCCAGGCCUGGCAGUGUUCAUGGCACCC